AUGAAAGUAACAGUAAUGACCCUCGGUGAUGAUAUAUUUGUCCUGGAUGUAAGUGAGGAUUUAGAGCUAGAAAAUUUCAAAGCGUUUUGCGAGGUCGAGUGUGGGGUUCCGGCUCUCGAAACUGUUAUUGCAUUUAAUGGACGGCCUCUUAUGGAUGAUAAAAAGUCUUUAAAAGAACAUGGAAUCAGAGAUGGUGAUGCUGUAAUAUUGCAACACAUGCAUCAGAGUGGAGUUGAAUUAAAUCAACCUCCAAGUAAUAAUGGAGCCGUACCAUUUCUGGACUUUAGCUCAAUUCGAGUUCCAGGAGCACCAUUGAGUAGUAGCCCUAAUUCAUCGGGUAAUUCUUCUCGAGUACAAAAUCCAAGAAAUGAAAAUGAUCCUGCCAUGAUAAGAGACAUGUUUUUAGCAAAUCCUGAUCAAUUGGCUUUAUUGAAACAGAAUAAUCCUAGAUUAGCCAAUGCUUUACUCUCAGGGAAUCUUGAUAAAUUUUCAACGAUACUAAAAGAACAAAUAAAAAUUCGCGAAGAACGUCAAGCACAACGACUAAGAAUGAUGAACGCAGAUCCAUUUGAUACUGAAUCUCAAAGAUUAAUUGCUGAAGAAAUAAAACAAAAAAAUAUCGAAGCUAAUAUGGAAGCAGCUAUGGAGUAUAAUCCUGAAACAUUUGGAACAGUUGUUAUGCUUUAUAUCAACUGUAAAGUCAAUGGAUUUCCUGUCAAAGCAUUUAUUGACUCAGGUGCUCAAACUACAAUAAUGUCAGCAGCAUGUGCUGAAAGAUGUCAUAUUAUGCGACUGGUAGACACAAGGUGGGCCGGAGUUGCUAAAGGUGUAGGUGUUCAACGUAUUAUUGGACGUAUUCACAUGGUGCAAAUACAAAUAGCUAACGAUCACUUGACAACGUCCUUCAGUGUUCUUGAGGAACAACCAAUGGACAUGCUUCUUGGUUUAGAUAUGCUAAAACGGCAUCAGUGUUGUAUAGAUCUUAAGAAAAAUAUUUUGAAAAUUGGCACGACUGGAACAGAAACACAAUUUUUAGCCGAAGGUGAUUUACCGGAAUGUGCAAGAUUAAGUGGUAAUAAUGAUGCAAUGGAUGACCAGGAAUAUCAAAAAGUAUUAGAGGACAGUGCUAGAGAAGCAAAAAAAUUAAGACAACAGCAAGAAAGCAGCACGAAUAACCCAUCAACUAGCACAUCGAAAUCAGAUAAUUUAGAAACAGUUACAGUGAGUGAUCCGUUUACAGAAGCUAAUGUCAAAGCUAUUGUAACUCUUGGAUUUCCUCGAGCUCAAGUUAUCGCCGAGCUCCGUAGAUUCAAUGGUGAUGAGAUGCAAGCCACUGCAGCACUCUAUGCAAAAUCGUUAAAAUUUUAA
Cotesia congregata is the source of this 1368-nucleotide messenger RNA. NCBI's taxonomy places the organism in Eukaryota, Metazoa, Arthropoda, Insecta, Hymenoptera, Braconidae. The record is from the annotation of a GenBank genome assembly.